Messenger RNA from Dufourea novaeangliae, 2653 nucleotides. RefSeq names its product ribonucleoside-diphosphate reductase large subunit (gene RnrL). Gene Ontology annotation, cellular component: ribonucleoside-diphosphate reductase complex. Gene Ontology annotation, biological process: DNA replication; deoxyribonucleotide biosynthetic process. Lineage: Eukaryota; Metazoa; Arthropoda; Insecta; Hymenoptera; Halictidae. Gene Ontology annotation, molecular function: ribonucleoside-diphosphate reductase activity, thioredoxin disulfide as acceptor; ATP binding. Bases 32 to 2500 code for a protein of 822 amino acids. The record is from RefSeq and is a predicted model, not a curated record. The transcript has 11 exons.
UGUUUGUAGAACUCAUUGUAUUGAUUAAAAGAUGGUUGGAAAGGGGAAGAUGUAUGUAAUAAAGCGUAAUGGGCGCAAAGAAAAUGUUCAUUUUGACAAAAUAACGUCCAGAAUUCAAAAAUUAUGUUACAAUCUAGACAUGGAUUAUGUGGACCCUUCUGCAAUUACCUUCCGUGUCAUCAGUGGAUUAUACUCAGGCGUCAGUACAGUUGAGUUAGAUAAUCUUGCAGCCGAAACUGCAGCCACUAUGACUACUAAACAUCCUGAUUACGCAAUAUUGGCAGCAAGAAUUGCAGUUUCUAAUUUGCACAAGGAAACAAAGAAAACUUUUAGUGAGGUAAUACAAGAUUUGUAUUAUGUGAAGGAACAGUAUACAAAUGAAUCCAGACCUGUUAUCAAUGAGAACUAUUACAACAUUAUACAAAAUAAUGCAAAUAAAUUAAAUUCGGCAAUAAUUUAUGACAGAGAUUUCAGUUACAAUUAUUUUGGUUUUAAAACUCUUGAAAGAAGUUAUUUACUAAAGAUACAUGGGAAAGUUGUCGAGAGACCUCAACAUAUGUUAAUGAGGGUUUCAGUUGCUAUCCAUGGUGAAGACAUUGACAGAGCUAUAGAAACAUACAAUUUCUUAUCAGAACGUUAUUUUACACAUGCAUCACCAACACUCUUCUCUGCAUGUACUUUGAGGCAGCAGAUGUCUAGUUGCUUUCUUCUGACGAUGACUGAAGAUAGUAUAGAUGGCAUUUAUGACACAUUAAAAAGGUGUGCGCUUAUCAGUAAAUCAGCUGGUGGCAUUGGGCUUAACGUUCAUUGUAUUCGAGCAAGAGGAACACCAAUAGCUGGUACACUUGGUGUGUCUAAUGGGUUAAUUCCAAUGAUUAGGGUGUAUAAUAAUACAGCUAGAUACGUUGAUCAAGGUGGAAAUAAAAGACCAGGAGCAUUUGCCAUAUACUUAGAGCCAUGGCAUGCAGAUAUUUUUGAAUUUUUAGAUCUCAAAAAGAAUACAGGUAAAGAAGAAAACAGAGCAAGGGAAUUGUUCUAUGCUUUAUGGAUUCCUGACCUUUUCAUGAAAAGGGUUUUGGAAAAUGGUGUUUGGACUUUAAUGUGUCCCCAUGAAUCCCCUGGUUUACCUGAUGUAUGGGGUGAUGAAUUUGAAGCCCUUUAUACACGAUAUGAAAAUGAAAAGAGAUAUAAACGACAAAUUCAAGCUAGAGACUUAUGGACUGCUAUUCUAAUGGCACAAGUGGAAACAGGGACUCCUUACAUGCUGUAUAAAGAUCACUGCAACCGUAAAUCAAAUCACCAAAAUAUAGGAACAAUUAAAUGUAGUAAUUUGUGUACAGAGAUCGUACAAUAUUCCAGUCCAGACGAAGUCGCUGUAUGCAAUUUAGCUUCGAUUGCCGUCAAUAUGUUCGUGAAUUCCGCUACUAAAACCUUCGAUUUCCAAAAACUCCGUAAAGUGACAAAAAUAGUCACUAAGAAUUUGGAUAAAGUAAUUGAUGUCAACUAUUAUCCAAUUCCAGAAACAGAAAAGUCCAACUUACGGCACAGGCCUAUUGGUAUUGGAAUACAAGGACUUGCUGAUGCAUUUCUUUUAAUGCGGUAUCCAUUUGAAAGUGAAGAGGCACAAAAUCUUAAUGUCCAGAUAUUUGAAACAAUGUAUUAUAGUGCCUUAGAGGCCAGUUGUGAGCUUGCCAUGGAAAAGGGUACAUAUGAAACAUACGACGGUAGUCCAGUUAGUAAAGGAAUCCUUCAAUAUGAUAUGUGGAACGUUACCCCAACUAAAUUGUGGGACUGGAGUGUAUUGAAAGAAAAAAUUGCAAAACACGGAGUUAGAAAUUCUUUGUUAAUUGCACCUAUGCCAACAGCUUCUACCGCACAGAUUUUAGGAAAUAAUGAGUCUGUUGAACCAUAUACGAGUAACAUCUAUACAAGGCGAGUACUGUCUGGAGAAUUUCAAGUCGUGAAUCCUCAUUUGUUAAGAGAUUUAACUGAAAGAGAUCUCUGGGACGAGGACAUGAAGAAUGAGAUUAUUGCAAAUAAUGGUUCUAUUCAGAAUAUAGAACGUAUACCAGAGGAUCUGAAAAUACUUUACAAAACAGUCUGGGAAAUAUCACAAAAAAGUAUCUUAAAAAUGGCGGCAGAUCGCGGUGCUUUUAUAGAUCAAUCGCAAUCAUUAAAUGUUCAUAUGGCUCAACCAACGGCGGAAAAGUUGACUUCAAUGCACUUUUAUGGAUGGAAAAUGGGUUUGAAGACCGGAAUGUACUACUUAAGAACAAAGCCAGCAGCGAAUGCGCUUCAAUUUACAGUUGAUAAAUCAAAAUUACAGACUACCACUACCACAUUGGCUAAUCAGUCUCUUAAUUCAGAAAACGGGGCGGAAGAAGAAUAUACGCCUGUACGAAAGAAUGGAUGGUUACAGAAUCAAAGUAGUGAGGAAAUUGAAGCCGUGCUUGCGUGUUCCCGUGAAAAUGGAGAUGCCUGUAUGGCGUGUGGAUCAUAAAUAUAAGCGCGAAAUAUACUAUGCAUAGUACUUAAAUCUUUUUUACAUAGGAAUGAAAUAACUGUAAAGUAUUUAAUAUUUUUGUAAGUAUUUAAAUCUGUUACAACAGCGUGUCUUUUUGAAAAACUUUAAAAUACAAAUUUUUAUCCUUAA